GCCGGGAAAGAAUCCGUGGAGCGGGCAGGUCGGGCAGGAAGCUGCCCCUUAUUUCCCCAAGCUCUUCGGAACACCGACAUCAUAAUUUUCCCUCGAUAAUCAACCAAACUUCCUUCUCCCAUUUCCCAAGGUAGGAACUUCGACUUCCCGUUCCUUAAAUUGACGCAUUAAACGACAGCCAACUCAAAUCAGUCCUAAAAUUCUUCUCUUGUCUUCUGGCUGCUGUGACAACUUAUCGAUCAUUGGUGAGAAGAUAUGGAGAUUGAUGAGAUAUUGGGGGAAUCAAAAUCGGCGAGUCUUCCCACCAAGAGUGUGAUAUACGUGUGGGGUUACAAUCAGUCGGGUCAAACGGGUCGGAGGUGUAAAGAAUGGAAUUUGCGGAUUCCGAGGCAGCUGCCGCCUGACCUCUUUGGUUGUGCUUCCGGCGGAAAUUCACGGUGGCUUGACAUCGCUUGCGGUCGGGAACACACGGCAGCUGUUGCCUCCGAUGGCUCGCUUUUCACUUGGGGGGCUAAUGAAUAUGGCCAGCUGGGAGAUGGGACUGAAAAGGAUAGAAAAUACCCAAAGAAAGUGAAGAGCUUGCAGUCUGAGUUUGUGAUAUGUGUAUCUUGUGGGGCAAAUUGUACUGCAGCUAUUGCAGAACCACGUGAAAAUGAUGGAUCUAUGCCAACCAGGAGACUGUGGAUAUGGGGACAGAAUCAGGGUUCUAAUUAUCCACGCCUGUUUUGGGGAGACUUUAGUCCGAACACGGGUGUUCGUCAAGUUUCUUGUGGGGCUGUUCAUGUUGUUGCUCUGUCAGAAGAUGGGUUGCUGCAAGCAUGGGGCUAUAAUGAGUAUGGCCAGCUUGGCAGAGGUAUUACUUGUGAAGGCCUUCAGGGGGCUCGUGUAAUUAAGGGGUAUGCUAGGUUCCUUGAUGAAGCCCCCGAGCUUGUGAAGAUUGUCCAGGUUUCUUGUGGAGAGUACCAUACUGCAGCAAUAUCAGAGGAAGGCGAGGUCUAUACCUGGGGACUUGGCAGCAUGGGCCAGCUCGGGCAUUGUUCCCUUCAGUCUGGUGAUAAAGAGCUGUUGCCUAGGCGUGUUGUCGCCCUCGAUGGGAUAGCUAUCAAGGAUAUUGCAUGCGGUGGAGUGCAUACAUGUGCUCUAACUGAGAAAGGAGCUCUAUAUGCUUGGGGUGGGGGCCAGGUUGGGCAGUUGGGCCUUGGCCCCCAAACUGGGUUCUUUUCUUGCACGCCUAAUGGAUCUGAAGCAAUGCUCCGUAAUAUACCUGUUUUAGUGAUCCCCAAAGGAGUGCAGCUGGUCUGCUGCGGCCAUUCUCACACACUUAUUAGCACUAAAGAAGGGAGAAUAUAUGGAUGGGGUUACAAUAGUUAUGGCCAGGCUGCUAACGAGAAGUCUACAUAUGCUUGGUCUCCAUCUCCGGUUGAUUGGUGUGUGGGUGAAGUUAGGAAGUUAGCUGCUGGUGGUGGCCAUUCAGCUGUGUUGACUGAUGCAUGUUCGUUGAAGGAGUUGUGUGAACUUACACUGUCAAACAUUGUGACUCUAGCAAAUGCAUCAGAGAUUCACGAUGUUGCUUCAAGAACUGGAUCAGACGCAUUAGCCCGCCUUUGCGAAAGAUUAAGGGAGCAUUUGGUCAGUGGUGGAGAUUGCAACUACAAUAAGGUUGACUUUGCUGUUUGAAUGUACCGAUAGUUGACUUUCACCUAUUGUUAUUGCUGUGUAUCUUCUUCACCAUAUCUUCUCAUCACAAGAAACUGUGAGACAUUAGUUUUUAAUUGGGGCUUCAGCCGUUACUCCUUUAAAAAAGUAAGGUUCUGAAUCCUGAUGUGUUCAGUUGACAGUUGACACAGGAUGUUAGUUAUGUAUGAAGGAAAGCCUUGUGCUUAACUGAUGUUGUCUGUGAAAUGUGAAUCUUAAUAAAAGUACAGCUGUCAUCAUUCUUAUA
Messenger RNA from Sesamum indicum (sesame), 1942 nucleotides. Its product is annotated as Regulator of chromosome condensation (RCC1) family protein. Lineage: Eukaryota; Viridiplantae; Streptophyta; Magnoliopsida; Lamiales; Pedaliaceae. The record is from RefSeq and is a predicted model, not a curated record.